This is a messenger RNA of Macrosiphum euphorbiae (potato aphid), 1206 nucleotides long. NCBI's taxonomy places the organism in Eukaryota, Metazoa, Arthropoda, Insecta, Hemiptera, Aphididae. The record is from the annotation of a GenBank genome assembly.
AUGUCGAAGAACAAAUUAAACUUGACCCUUCCUCCUGGUGUGGCUGACAACCAACAGCCUGUAUCACCAUCUGCACCAUUAUCGGCAGCAUCAGACGCAGGAUGCGACAAAUUAAGCGUAGCAAGUCUACAAGAGCAAUUGGAUCGGGUCGGAAUGGACGACGAACAACGGAAACGAAUGGAAUUAUUUUUAUGUCAAAAAGAAAAGAUUGGGGGUGAACUUAGUGAUGCAGACUUUGAGAAAAUGAAAGAUGGUGAACUAGGUGCUGGCAACGGUGGAGUAGUCAUGAAAGUCAAACACAAGUCCAGCGGACUCAUCAUGGCCAGAAAACUCAUACACUUAGAAGUAAAGCCUGCAAUAAAAAAACAAAUCAUUCGGGAACUUAAAAUUUUGCAUGAAUGUAACCAUGCACACAUAGUUGGUUUUUAUGGAGCAUUUUACAGUGAUGGUGAAAUUAGUAUUUGCAUGGAAUACAUGGAUGGCGGUUCCCUUGAUCUCAUAUUGCAAAAGACUAGAAUACCUGAGCCAAUGCUUGGAACUAUAACUGCUGCUGUUGUCAAAGGUCUGAUUUAUCUACGAGAACAACAUUCCAUUAUUCACAGAGAUGUCAAACCCAGUAAUAUUUUGGUAAACAGUGCAGGGGAAAUUAAGAUAUGUGAUUUUGGUGUGUCUGGUCAAUUAAUAGACUCUAUGGCUAACUCAUUUGUUGGUACUAGAUCAUAUAUGUCUCCUGAACGACUACAAGGUACACAAUAUACAUUACAAAGUGAUAUAUGGUCCUUGGGAUUAUCUUUGGUUGAAAUGGCCAUUGGAAUGUAUCCCAUACCCGCACCUGAUGCUAAGACCCUAGCAUCAAUAUUUGGGCCUAGAUCUCAGGCGACUGAAACAAUAGAAAAUAUUGAAGGCGAUGUCUUCGCAAAUGGAAAUGGACCUAGACCAAUGGCCAUUUUUGAACUCCUUGAUUACAUUGUUAAUGAACCACCUCCUACAUUACCAGCUGGUAUAUUCUCUGAUGCCUUUAAAGAUUUUGUAGACAGAUGCUUAAAGAAAAAUCCCAAUGAGAGAGGAGAUUUCAAAAUGCUUAUGGAUCAUCAAUGGAUAAAGAAAGCGGAAAGUGAACCAGUUGACAUUGCUGGAUGGGUUUGCAAGAUAAAAGGUUUAACUCCAACUACUCCAACCAGAAUGGCUUCAAAUUCAGCAUCAUGA